Messenger RNA from Camellia sinensis, 1373 nucleotides. The record is from RefSeq and is a predicted model, not a curated record. Lineage: Eukaryota; Viridiplantae; Streptophyta; Magnoliopsida; Ericales; Theaceae.
AUGAAACACAUAGCAAGCCGCGAAGCCAUUCGACAAAUCCACGCUCAAUUGAUCUUCAAUGGCAUUCAUUGUACUGGAAUGUCUAUGACAAUAUGGAAUUACCUAUUCCGACACUACUCUCUCGGUUCCUCCCCCGAAGAAGCUGUCCUACUCUUCAAGUACCUCCAACUUCUACACCUACCCAUCAUCUCCUUCGACAACUAUUCCUACUCUUUUUUCAUCAAGGCUUGCACUAAUUUGGAACAACCCACUUUGGGUACUCAGGUCUAUGGCCUCACUGUCAAAGCCAGCUUUGACCAUCACAUCUAUGUGCAAACUGCUCUGGUCAACAUGUAUUCAGUUUUUGGGUGUUUAGUUAAAGCACAACAAGUGUUUGAUGAAAUGCCUGAGAGGAACUCAGUCACCUGGAAUGCCUUCAUCACUGGUUUAACUAAAUGGGGGCAGAUUGGCCUUGCCCGUUCUCUCUUUGACCAGAUGCCAUCGCAGAAUGUUGUUUCGUGGACUGGUAUCAUUAACGGGUACUCGCGGUUGAACCAACACAAGCAAGCUUUGGCCUUGUUUCGGACAAUGGUUGUGGACAAGGGUAUUAAACCAACUGAAGUAACAAUCCUAGCAAUUUUUCCGUCCAUACGGAAUCUUGGGUGUCUUGAGUCUUGCCAAUUAAUUCAUGCUUAUGGAGAGAAAUGUGGGUUUAAUGAGCAUGACAUUCGAGUUACCAAUUCCCUUAUAGAUGUGUAUGCAAGGUGUGGGUGCAUUGAGAGUGCAGUAAAAGUCUUCGAUGGCAUAACUUGUGAAAAGAGGAAUUUGGUGUCAUGGACAUCUAUAAUCUCUGGAUUUGCAAUGCAUGGAAUGAGGAAACAUGUAGCAGAUAGUUUUAAAAGAAUGGAAGAUGAGUGUUUGAUGCCAAAUCGCGUAACGUUCUUGAGUAUUUUAAAUGCUUGCAGUCAUGGAGGAUUGGGUGAAGAGGGGCUUGAGUUUUUUAGAAAGAUGCUUAAUGAGUGUCAAGUUGUACCCGAUAUUAAGCAUUAUGGGUGCUUAAUAGAUAUGUUGGGGAGGGAAGGUAGGUUAGAGGAAGCUGAGACGAUAGCUUUGCAGAUUCCUACUGAGAUUGCUAAUGUUGUGAUUUGGAGGACGUUGCUAGGAGCCUGUAGCUUCCAUGGUAAUAUUCAGAUUGCAGAACGAGUUAUGAGGAAGAUACUAGAGAUAGAGAGAAGAUAUGGUGGUGAUUAUGUGCUUUUGUCCAAUAUAUAUGCUGGUUUUUGUAGGUUUGUAGAUGCUGAGGGGGUGAGGAGACUGAUGGAUGAAAGUAAUGCGUCUAAAGUUCCCGGACUUAGUCAUGUCUGAUAAUACCAAAAGAAAAAAGAAAAAAAAAA